UCCCCUCCACUCCGUAAGCUGUUUGUUGGUUUUGUUUUGAACCAACAUGAAAUGAAAUGUUAUUAAACAUAAAAGAUAUUCCGAAUAUUACUCGCAAUAUAGUGAAAACAAUAAUAAUGGAAGACUUUGACUGGAAUGUGGUGAACGAGGGGCAUUUGUUGGACGCAAUGGUUGGCCACAAACCAAUCGGAAUAAAUAAGCACUUCCAAAUGGCAUUUAUUUGUGAAAAAUUUGCUGAAGCGAUUAAAAAGGACGUACCAUCAUCAAAAAUAUGGACACAGCUAGAAACAAUGUACAAUCUAGAAGCAUUAAAUGAAAAUGAAUCACUGCCAUUUCCUAAUGAAACUCAAGAUUUCACCUUACCAGACUCUGAUUUUGGUACUUUAAAACGUAAAAGGGAAGAACAAGAUGAAAAGAAAUCACAGAAAGGACGUGAAACUCCUAAAAAUCUCAAAGAAAUCAAAAAAGAUGAUACAAAAACACCAACAAAUACCAGAAACACUAAAAAUGAUACACCAAGAAGAGAUAGCAAGGAUAAUAAAGAUGUUGGUAAAGAAACUAAAGCUACAAUGGUGAAAAAGGAAGUUAAGAAGGACCCAGAGCCAAAAUCCAAAGCUGUCAAGGGUAGAAACUCAGUGGCUGCAGCAAAAGAAGAAAAUAAAAAGAAUAACAAGAGAGAAGAAUCGCCGCGGCCAGCAAAGAGACCCACAAGAGGCAGUUUAAAACCUGAUGAGACAAAUGGAGGCAAAGCUAGUCCUCUCACUGCACUCGCGCCUGCAACAAAACGACGGCGAAUUUAAAUUGAUUAGAAGACUGAUGUCUGAAUGAUUUUUAUGAUGUAUGAAUAAUAUUAUUUAGUAAUUUAUAUAUGUAAAAGAUUGAUUACAAACAUAAUUAAAAUAUUAUGUUCAGUUUAUUGAUCUAGUAAAAAUUAAAGUUUUAUUCAAAUUCUAUAAACAA
Dalotia coriaria is the source of this 960-nucleotide messenger RNA. It is a transcript of the gene MrgBP, whose product is annotated as MRG/MORF4L binding protein. The record is from RefSeq and is a predicted model, not a curated record. Gene Ontology annotation, cellular component: nucleus; NuA4 histone acetyltransferase complex. Bases 57 to 800 code for a protein of 247 amino acids. Lineage: Eukaryota; Metazoa; Arthropoda; Insecta; Coleoptera; Staphylinidae. The transcript has 2 exons. Gene Ontology annotation, biological process: regulation of transcription by RNA polymerase II.